Kwoniella shivajii is the source of this 2754-nucleotide messenger RNA. RefSeq lists its product as uncharacterized. Gene Ontology annotation, cellular component: nucleus. NCBI's taxonomy places the organism in Eukaryota, Fungi, Basidiomycota, Tremellomycetes, Tremellales, Cryptococcaceae. The record is from RefSeq and is a predicted model, not a curated record. The transcript is spliced from 5 exons. Bases 1 to 2754 code for a protein of 917 amino acids.
AUGCCAUCUCGUCAAUCUACACUGUUCUCUCAUUUCUCACCUAGUCAAAAUGACGCCGGACCAUCGGGACAAAGAUCAACGCCUCGUCGUACGCGUAACCCUCAACCCCUACUCGACCCUUCCGAGAGCGAAGGAUCAGAAGGUAUGGACGGUAUAAAAAUGCGUGAUAACAAACUUGAUGUAAAUAAAUUACCAAUCACUCAAAGGAGAACAUUGAAGAAAACGAUCGUUGACAGUGAUGAUGAUUCAAGAGAACAAGAAGGAGAGGAGGAUGAUACCAUAAGGAACAAGAAGAGAAGGAGAGGACAAAUGGUUGUUGAACUACCUAGAACAUCAUUAGCAUCUCCCACUAUCAGGGAUAGGAAGAAAAGGGGUCAUCGUGACGAUGCCGAAUACUCUGAGCCUGAUGCCGAUGGUCCUUCUGUUCCCUUGGACUGGUAUAACUCGCCCGAUAGAACGCCACCUGAUUAUUUCGAAAUACAAAAAAGGAAAGUGAAAGAGAAAAGACAACUAAAACAACAACUAGAGGAUGAAAGAGAAAAACAAAGAGAGGAUGAUAAAAUCGAUUCUGAAAUUGAAGUUUUUCCUUCACCACCUUCACCACGUAAUAAUAAACGAAAACUGGGAAGAACAGGGCACAAGAAUGAUAGUAGAAUUGUCAUAGAUGGAAGUAGUGGAGAAAUCAGCAAAUCCAAUGAGAAUAGUAACAACAAAGGGAAAGGAAAGGAAAAGGAAAAAGCAGAUGAUGAGAUUAUUCCAAUUGAUGCACCACCUAAACCAACGCCAAGAUAUGGUCGAGCAACUCAACAACCUUCGUUCACCUACUUCCUACCUACCAAACCAGCUGGAAGACCGAAAUUGAAUUUGCAAAGAACUAAAAGCGAAGUGAUAGUGGAAAUUCCAAGAUUAUCACAAGAAGAUAAACAAAGUUACACUUAUAUCAAACCAUCUCAAUCAUCUCAACCAUCUCGGUCAGACUUAUCCACUAAAUCAAAGGAAGACAGGGUACCUGAAAGCAAAGCGUCAUCCAGUGAAUCUAUAGUCAAGCCCGCUGUUGAGGAGCCGAAUGAUCCAACACCAAGUCAUUCCUUGCCUCCCAUUUUGGAAGUGGAAUUGUCAAAUAAAGAUCUGGGCCUUCUUACUGAUAGUGAACAAAAUCACAAGGAGGCUUUCGCAUCAACUCGUGAACCCCCGCUUGCCGUGCAAUCAUCUCAACGCAAAAGCUCGUCGCCCAUGAAUCAGCCUUCACCUCUCAAGCAGACAUCCACUCUCAAACAACCAUCACCCCCAAAGCCACCUUCCACUGGUCCAGUGACCUCCUCGUAUACACGCCCAUCACCUGCUAUAUCCAUGCCUCCACUUAAACGUAGAGCCCUAUCUCCAUCACCUGCGCUAUCCUCCGGCUCUUCAAUUGCGGUUGUCGUGCCUACUAAACGAAAAGAUAAGGGUAAGCAGAAAGCCGUCUCGGAAUCCGAAAGUGAAGAUUCGAUGCCGAUCAGGAGGUUUCGAAAAGCUACUCCGUUGUCUGUCAAGUCCUCAAAGAAGAAAGUAACGCUGCCUGAGAAGAAAAGACAAGGUAAAUUGAAAUCAAAAGCCUUGGAUCCCGAUGAAGAUGCAGGUGCGGAGACCGAGAAUGAAGAAAACAUGCUGGAUGAUCUCAAAAUGGACGAACCGGAGAGGUUCAAAUCCAAAACGCGACUUCGAAAGAGACCACAGGAAACAGCUGCUCAGCGAAGCAUUCGAAAACUCAAGAACCGACGAGAAGGUUUAGUUGAAUCUAGCACAAGCGAAUCCUCAGAGGGCACAUUCGAUGACAGUAGUGAUGGCUCUGCUUCCGAUCAUGAUGAAGAAGAUUUCAUCGUACCUGAUGAUGCCAGAACGAAGCGAGUCCAGCUUCCACAUGAAUUCUCGGUCGAUUCAGCUCAAACACCCGAAUUCAAAUUCAAGGUUGUAUUCCACUAUCUUGUGUUAUUAGUGAUGAGAGGGAAGAAAGCUUUCCCCUUGGAUCGUGAAUCUCAGGAAUAUUUCGUUCCCCAACUUCGUCAGUUCAGAGAUAGAAUGGUUGGGUAUAGACAAUUAAGGGUCAGAAGUCAGAUCUGGAGAACAAAUUUUGUAAAAGCAAUGGAAAAGUAUCCUAUAUUUGACGUUGAAGAGCUCAUGAAUGCCGAACCAGGGUGUGAUGCAUGUCAUAUGGGAGGGAGAAUGAGUCGAUUUAGGGUGAACCUAGAAGGAGAGCAAUACGAUCAAGAGACGCAUCAACCGCUCGAUAGUUCCGAUGAGGAGGAUGAGCCGGAAGAUUCGGAUGAUUCGGAAGCCAGUGAACGGAAAAGGAGGAAACUGCCAAGAUCGCUGCUGAUGGGUCGAUUUUGUAGACAGCGGGCUCAGGUAUAUCAUGACAUGGUUCAUUGGGAGGAUGAACUAUAUCAUCGUAUUCGAAACUACUAUCACGAUCUUUUGCGAGCAAAGUAUAAACCUGUCCAAUCCGAUUCAGAAGCAUCUUCAUCAGACACCGACGAGGAUGAAGAUCCAUAUGAAGUGAAAGAAAGAAGAGCGAAUAGAAAACAAAGAAGACUUAAUACAGCCUCUAGAGUUGAAAGAUUGAGGAAAAAGAAAUUACCCGAUGACCCCAAAGAUGUCGACGAAGUCACUGAAUGGAUGGAUAAAAUGGGUUAUCAGAAUAAGGAUUUCAGAUGGAUCGAAACGAUGAUUGAGAAAAGCGGUCGUCUGGAACAUGAUAAGCAGAAAGAUGAGUAG